AUGUAUUCAAAGAAUGCUACACUGCAGAGAUGUUUGCAGAAUCGCCGCUCGACUAUCAACUGUCUGCCAAAGACUGUAGAUGACAACAAAACAUUCCCAUUUUCCCAAGAGAAAACAGUCAAAGCAUGGACAUCUUUGGAGGAUCUGGACAGUCCUGGCAUCGAAGCAGAGGAGAGACCAAAAGAACAACAGAGCAUCAGUGUUAAUGUUGGAGGGAAAUUGUUUCUUAUCCCCCGAGAGUGUGCCGUUCAAUACCCUCAAACCCGUAUAGGCUCAUUGGCUCUCUGCAAGGACCGAGUGAAACUCCUCACGCUGUGUGACGACUAUUGCGUGCGCAAGAAUGAGUUCUUCUUUGACCGUGACCCUGCCUUCUUCCACCACAUCUGCCAUUUCUACACAAGUGGAGUGCUGUGGGUCAUACGGGAAAUGUGCCCCAUUAAUUUUGAGGAGGAGAUCGCAUACUGGGGCCUAAGCCUGAAGGACACCCAGCGCUGCUGCUGGAUGAUGUUCGAAGAGAAGGUGGAUGAGGUGAAGGAGACCCUGAAGGUGGAGAAGGAGCUGAUGGCUGAGAUCGAGGUGAAGUACGACAAUAAGUGUUUCAAGGACAUGGCCUUUGGGAGUGUGAGGAAGACUUUAUGGAACCUUGUGGAGAAUCCAUACUCUUCGCCUCAGGCGAAGGCUUUCACUGUGAUCUCCAACCUUUUAGUGCUCUUCUCCAUCGUUGCAAUGAGUCUCAACACUGUUGAGGAACUUAAAAUUUAUCAAAUCAAUGGCAAAACACACAUGGAAUGGGUGGAGAUCAUCACUAUUGUGUUCUUCACCUUUGAAUAUUUAACUCGCCUUGUCACCACUCCUAAUAUCAGAGUAUUUAUGAAGAGUGGACUCAACUUCGUGGACAUGGUGGCGGUCAUGCCUUAUUUCUUCCAGAUCAUCUUUGAAACUUUUUCUGAUUCUGAGAAUGUGAGUGCACAGGAAGACCUCAAGGCCAUGGCCAGGGUCAGCAAGCUUAGCCAUGUCCUCAAGGUCAUCAAGCUGCUGCGAAUCUUUCGGAUUUUGAAACUGGCUCGACACUCCACCGGUAUGAGAGCAUUUGGGUUCACCCUGCGGCAGUGUUACCAGCAGGCCUCUUGCAUUUUCCUCUUCAUUGCCAUGGGAAUCUUCACUUUCUCUGCUCUCCUUCAUUCAGCUGAGAGGGAAACUGAGGGAUCUCCUAUCAGCAGUAUCCCAUAUGCCUGGUGGUGGGCUGCGGUCAGCAUCUCCACUGUGGGCUACGGGGAUGUGGUUCCUGUAACUAUCGUGGGCCGCUUUGUGGCUUUUGGCUGCAUCUCAUUUGGUAUCAUCCUCAACGGCAUGCCAAUCUCUUUCCUCUUUAACAAAUUCUCAGAUUACUACGCCAAGCUAAAAGCAGAGGAGUACAACCCUAAGAUAGUGCAGCGCCGCUUUCAUCUUAAAAAGCGCCUCCGACGCAAAAUAGACAUGUAUUUGCAUCACUCAGAGGAAGACAACAGUACAGACGACCGUUGCCAGUUCCCAACACUGAUUGAAACAUAAACUCUAGGGGUGUGUUAAGUGGAACUAUGUUGCCUGGUAAACUUGUAACUCCUCAAGUUUAACAAACAGCGUUAGCCACAGAUAAAAUAAUACUUUGCACUGAUGCAGUUUCGCCUUGGCUCCUUUGCAUUGACCACUGACUCAGACCAUCAAAUGAUUUUAAGUCAUUUUAUUUACAGUUUCUAUUCAAAUAACUUGUGAAAGACGGCUGAGUGCGAGGAAGAGGGCCCCAACUAAUACACACUCAAGUUCCAUAAAAGUUACAUCCACACUGACUCUUGACUCAACUUGAACUCAAAACGUGUGAAUUGUAAACGAGUGCCUGUAAAUGAAUAGAAGCUCUUCACCGAAGUGAAUGUCGCAAGUGUUGAAAUGUUAUAAGCUGUAAAAAGCUGUGUAUGCUGUAUCAGCUGAUAAAUAUACACUCAUGUUUCCUAUGCUGUCAUGUAUGUUUGGAGAUGAUCACUUUCUGUAUGACAGUGAAGCCAGAUUUUGCAUUAAAUCACUUGUGGGUAUCAAACAGUUAA
This is a messenger RNA of Epinephelus moara (kelp grouper), 2078 nucleotides long. RefSeq names its product potassium voltage-gated channel subfamily V member 2-like. Gene Ontology annotation, biological process: potassium ion transmembrane transport; protein homooligomerization. Lineage: Eukaryota; Metazoa; Chordata; Actinopteri; Perciformes; Serranidae. The transcript has 2 exons. The coding region runs from base 1 to 1551 and encodes 516 amino acids. The record is from RefSeq and is a predicted model, not a curated record. Gene Ontology annotation, cellular component: membrane; voltage-gated potassium channel complex. Gene Ontology annotation, molecular function: delayed rectifier potassium channel activity.